Molecule: messenger RNA, 546 nt
Organism: Mesorhabditis belari
Lineage: Eukaryota; Metazoa; Nematoda; Chromadorea; Rhabditida; Rhabditidae
Source: the annotation of a GenBank genome assembly
AUGGAUCGCCGUUGCUGUAUCAAGCAUGGGCUAAAGGUCAGCCAGACACAACCGAUCGCUCGUUUUCCAACCACUGACAAAAGGUGUCCACAAGGAUGGCAAUAUUUUGAUGGAACGGAUUCCUGUUACUGGCUAAGAGAUUUCACCUAUGAUCAAGGCUACUGGAAGCUGGUCGACUAUCAACUCGCUGAUGAAGGGUGUAAAAAGAUGAGCGCACAGCUCGUAUCAAUUCAUUCAGAAGAAGAGGACGAUUUUGUUUAUGAUUUGAUCAGCUCCUAUGUGGGUAACAUGACAAACGUUGUUGUCAACAAUGGCAAUCCGUGUGCCUAUUUGAUGGUAUGGAGUGGAUUGUAUUCGAAGGGAGCCAUCAAUGAUGGAUGGUGGAGUGAUGGGACACCGGUUGACUAUUUGGGAAUCGGUGUCUAUCCGAUGGGACUUGGAUAUCAAUGGCUGCUCCGAAACGAUCGCUCAUGUGGUAGAGCAGAAUGGGAGCCAAACAACUCGGAUAGAUAUUUCGCUCGCUAUGUGUGCAAGAUUCGAUCUGAG